AUGAAAUCUGGUGGUGAGAAGUUGUGCAACGUGCACUGGGAGUUCAUGUACACUCAGAAGCACGGGGAUCUGACGAGCACCCCGCCCUUGGCCACUAUCCUGGAUCCUAAACGCAUCAUCGACGGCCAGCCCACAGCGGCUCACAACAAGAAUCAGGUUGCAGAGCUUGAGGCCAAGAUCAAAGAUCGCGGCAUCAAGCUCUCUAUGAAGAACGAGGUCGCGGCUGACAUCGACUCGACUGACCUCAGUUUCAAAGAGGGCAUGGCGCCCUGUCUGACGGCGUCUCGCGGCGCGAGUUCAGGCGCGUGGCUUGCUUUCCGGCGUCGCCGGAUGAACCAGGCCGAGCUUAUGAGGAUUCAGGGCAUGGACCCCAGCGUGAUUAAGGUCAGCAUGUCUCAAGUUGCCAUGGGGCGAGCCCUGGGCAACGCUAUGUCCCAGAACGUGCUCGAGCGCAUUUUCGUAGCCCUGCUCCCAUCGGUGGGGCUCGCGCAGAGCACAGAUUUGAAGGACAGGUACGCAGCCGCCUAG
Molecule: messenger RNA, 528 nt
Organism: Prorocentrum cordatum
Lineage: Eukaryota; Dinophyceae; Prorocentrales; Prorocentraceae
Source: the annotation of a GenBank genome assembly